AUGUCCGCUCCCUCUUCAACAGGAGGGCCGGGUAAAGGUGGCGGAGAAGACCCCGCCAAGUCCACCGAGCAGGAGGACCGGACUCGACCUCAGAUCCUGUCGGGAUCGGGCUUCUGCAAAUGGUUCAACGUCCGGAUGGGCUUUGGAUUUAUCUCAAUGACCAGCAGCGAAGGGAGCCCCGUCGACCCGCCUCUGGAUGUUUUCGUCCACCAAAGCAAACUGGUGAUGGAGGGCUUCCGCAGCUUAAAGGAGGGUGAGCAGGUGGAGUUCACCUAUAAGAAGUCCUCUAAGGGCCUGGAGUCCCUGCGGGUGACCGGACCUGGUGGGGGACCCUGCGCAGGCAGCGAGAGGAGACCCAAAGGGAAGGUCCCACUCCAGAAACGCAAACCAAAGGGAGACCGCUGUUAUAACUGUGGAGGUCUGGAUCACCAUGCCAAGGAGUGUGGCCUGCCCCCCCAGCCAAAGAAAUGCCACUACUGCCAGAGCAUCACGCACAUGGUGGCUCAGUGUCCCCACAAGGCGCUGGCGCCCGCCACAGGCUCUCAGGACCAACAAGCGUCUACCUCGGCCUUCAGCCCAGGGACCGGGCCCUACCUCUGCCUCCCGGAGGAAGAGGAGCGCUCCGGCUCGUCUCCCCUGGAGGGCUCCUCCUCCUCCCCCGAGGAGCCCCACACACACCGCGGCCCCCGGACCCAGAGGUGGAGGAAAUCCUGAAGAAAGCCCAUAAAGGUGAACGUGUCACCGCUAACCCCUGAUCCUCAUGUCUCCCCUCAAUCAAGGAUACCUGAA
Plectropomus leopardus (leopard coralgrouper) is the source of this 789-nucleotide messenger RNA. The record is from RefSeq and is a predicted model, not a curated record. Lineage: Eukaryota; Metazoa; Chordata; Actinopteri; Perciformes; Serranidae.